AUGAUCAAUGGUGCUGUCCUUUCAACUGACAGCAUUGAACAUGAGGAUACCGGUAUGUCGAUCAACUCAACUCUUGGCAAGUGCUUUGAAGUCCUUGAGAAGCCCUCCAGGGUUUGCAAGCAUUCCAUCUCGUACUUCUCGAUCAACCCCAAAAAAGAAGUCAAGAACAAAAUUCUGAGGCGCCGCCUGCUGCUCAAGGUUCUGGAACUACUUACGAGUAACGGUGACUCCAAGCCUGUUGUCGAUGGGCUCGACACCAUUUACUCCAUGGAACCAGUACACCAUAAGCUGCAGGCUGCGCCGUCUGAAACGUUUUUCGACAUCACAGAUCAGUCAAAGCCUACGGGAGAAUCGACCAGCUAUCGAGUUCGAGUAUCUCGGCAACGGGACAUCAAGUUCGACGAUGUCGCAGUAUCCAUGACGAAUGGCAAGUGCAGCGGUGGUAGCGAAUCCCCUACGAAGAACUACGUCCGCGCCCUGAAUGCCUUGCUACAAUCCAUUCUGAGCCAGCAAAAGGAAUGGUUCUGCGUCAACAAGAACCUGUGCCUUUCCAAGGAAGUUAUGGGCAAAGAUGUUGAAGCCAAACCUCAGAAAAGAAGGGCCAAGACCAGCCAACACAUUCAGCACGUCAAACUCCACGAUGGCAUGAGUUUCUCCAUCGAUAUCUUCGAAAGGAAGUGUGGUUUUGAUUCGAGAUCCAAGGGCUUGCCUUGGAAGCUUUCACUGACCAUCAGCCCUCGUCCAACGUUGUUUGUGGAGGCCUGUAAUCUUGGGACUCUCUACAGAGAUUACCUCAAGGCACAGGAAGACAAUUUCCAAGGAGACGGCGAUGACAGGAAAAGUGCUCUUUACUCAUUCAUCAAGAAGCUGGAUGUUACUGUGGGCUACACGCCAUCUUUCGGUAACAAUGAGCCUGUCCACAUCAAGCAGCCGCAGACGCCGGAUGACCUCCCCAGCGACACUCGACGACGCAGGGUUGUGUCCGUUGGUAGAAUUGCGACGGAACAGAAGUUUAAGCUUGAGAAAAGUGGCAUGGCUCCAGAGGACGUCUCUGUGAGUCAGUACUUUAAAAUGUACUAUCAUUACAAGCUCAGGUUUCCGAAUCUUCCCGUAGUCAACAUUGGGGCUAGCGCAAACGACAUCUGCACGAAUGAUAGGAGAACGGAGGUUUGGGUCCCAAUGGAAUUGCUAUGGGUUGAAGAGCAGCCAAUAUUCCACUUCCCUCCCCUACAGAUGAAGGAUGGGUUCGAAGCAAUUGAAAGGGAAUAUGAGAACGCGGUUCGUAGUUUUGAGGCCAACCUCAUCGACAAAAGCAGCAAGGUUGUGCAGGUCCUGAACCCCACAGUACUGAAGGAACUCUUCGAGAUCACCUUCAAGCCAGAAGCAGAGGCCUUCAAAGGCUACUUCGCUUUCUCUCCGUCUGAGAGCUCUCAGAAGAAGCUCCAAAUCAAGGCUCCAGAGUUCCCAAAAUCUCCUCAGAUGACCCGAUUCUUGACUCUCAAACAUGGAGUGGAGAAGCAUACCGAGAAAGAGCAGGAGAGUAUUCAGGAGGGAUACGAGAGACUGCUCGAAGCUUUUCAAAUGGAGGGGGGCCUAUCCAGCAGACAGCAACCAGCUUAUGACUACGACGUUUUCCAAGCAGUCCUUGAAAGUAACGGAAACAUAGGAUCAUUCCUCACGCGGUUUUCCGCAGAAGGAGAUCAGUUACUCUUUGUGGGACUUGAGGGGCCUAGGGAGGAACAGACUGAUGUCCAAGCGAAGAUCAGGCGUUGGUGCGAUAAAAACAGCAUCCCUACAGUCUUUUUUGACGUUCGGAAAUUUCAGAAAACUAUGAAGCACUGGGAGAGGGCUGACAAAGGGACUGAUGUGCCCGGGAUCAGGCACGCCACGGGAUACGCCAGGGCGCUUCUCACGAAGUCUGUCCAUAGAUACACGCGUGGCAUUCCGAGCACUCAAAAAGUCGAUCCCACGGCGGUGGAAUAUCUCAGGAGCCUUCUGCCAAAGACAAUGGUUGUUGGUGCAUCUCUGGUCUCCAGCGGCAUUGGUCCUUCAGAUAAUUUCCCGUCAGUUGCGGCGGUCACAACAAACCUGGAUGACGACUUCGUCCGGUAUCAGGGCCGAUUCCGUCUUCAACUCCCCGAAGAGAAGAUAAUCGCGAGCCUCAGCGACAUGCUGAAGGACAUGUUAUUCGAAUACGCGCAGAGGCAUGAUAAUCGGCUACCGGAGUCGAUUGUGUAUUUCCGAGAAGGCGUUUCGGAAAACCACUUCGACAUGGUCAGAAGCGACGAGAUCCGCCAGAUGGCGAUGGCGUACGGUACGCUCUGCAAGGAGAAGCCAGAGCUCGCUGCACCGUAUCUAACGCCAAAGAUUACCUUCAUCGCUUUAUCGAAGCGUGCCAAACCUAGGUUCUUCCCUGACUAUGGCGGGACCGACAAAGCAACAGACAAGAAUUUGAAAGCGGGCAUGGUUGUCGACGCCCCAGAGUUCCAGAGGACGGGUGUCAAAAGGCGGGAGUUUGACUUCCAUCUCCAAUCCCACUCGAACCGCUGCGACAGUGCCAAGCAGUGCGGAUUUACCUCCAACACGCACUACUUUGUACUGCAGCACGAAAACGAGUGGGGCCUGGAAAGAAUUGAAAGGAUUACGAACAAGCUUUGCCGCAUCAAUGCUGUGCCGGCAGCGGACUCUUACGUGGCUCCAGUCUACUAUUCAGGGAAGAUUUGCCAGAGGGCACGUUCUUACCUCCGGGCUCUUGCACCAGCAAACCAUGCAAGCCUGUCGCACGAGCAAGUGAUCCGAGAGGUUGAAGAGAGCGAUGCCUGGCCGGAGUCGCAUGUUUUGGGCAAGGAGAUGUUCUGGCUUUGA
Molecule: messenger RNA, 2865 nt
Organism: Diplodia corticola
Lineage: Eukaryota; Fungi; Ascomycota; Dothideomycetes; Botryosphaeriales; Botryosphaeriaceae
Product: rna interference and silencing protein
Exons: 5
Coding region: 1-2865 (954 amino acids)
Molecular function (GO): RNA binding; protein binding
Source: RefSeq, a predicted model, not a curated record